ACUAAGAGGAAGGAUCUUAUUUACUGAUUCAGUGGAAGCUGUCGGGAAAGGUACAAGCUGACUUUUGUGAUGAAUUCCACUUAUGCAGUUUUGGUGUAUAAUUAAUAUAAAUUAUUAUUUAACCCAGUAAAACAAAAGAGGGAAAGAGAACGUGUCGGGUGCCGGUAUGACACAGCACAAGGACAAGAGAGCCGUGACCAGGGCUUGUACGGAUUUUCCCGUGUAUUUAAAUAAAGCGAAAGAAAAGCUGCUUGGCAUUCAUUUCAGAAACUAAUAAUAAUAAUAAAGCAGAAACACACUCAGCGCUGUGCAUACACAAUCCGUAGAAGCUGCAAUAUAUUCUUUAGAGAUAACAUAUUAAGCUGCAGAUUUUGGAAGAUGGACAGCAUCCCCAUUAGCUCGUUGGAGCUCAUCUGUCUGGGCUCCAGCGUCGCGUUAUCAGGACUCUUUUUCUACAUUUACAGGAAGAAAAGCAAAACUGUGGGCAAGCUAAAGGAUGCCCCAAAGUUGCCCCUUGACGAGCAGCUGGUUGCCAUCCUGAACGCCACACCAGGGAAGUGUCUGCGGUACGUUAUUAUUGAAGGGGCAGUGAAGCCGCUUGGGGAGCCACUCAGGAGCCAGUACCAGGAGAACUGCUUCGGAGUCAUCCAGAGACUCAUUCUGAAGGAACACAAGCUGGUGUGGAACAACAUCGCCCGCAGCUGGACGGACAGUGAGAAGACCCUGCACCAGCGGGUGUACACGGUGCCCUUUGACCUGGUGAUGGCCCAUGCUGGUGGAUUGGUGGGGGGGUCCUCAGUCCGGGUCCUCAGCCCCCUGGAGGCGUCCAGCCUGCACCUGGAGGUUGUGCACGAGAAGUUUCACCAGGCGAUGCACGGCUUUAGCGAGAUCAUUGGGCACUACCUGAGUGGGGAGAAGCCCAAGGGGGUGCUGGAGACUGAGGAAAUGGUGAAGGUGGGGACUGCGCUGACCGGCGUGGGAGAGCUCAUCCUGGACACAGACGGCGUGGUCAAGCUGCGGCCGCCCAGCGAUGGCUCUGAGUACUUCCUGAGCCCCUCGGACUUCGAGAGCCUGCUGGAGGAGCAGAAGAGCCACGCUGGGGUCUGGCGGCUUCUGGCAGCGCUGUGCGGGCUGGCUGGGGCUACGCUUCUUCUGGUGGUGGCCUGGAGGCACUACAAGAGACUGCAGGAGAAGCGAGAGAGAGAGGAGAGGCGCAGGGAGUUCGAGAGAAUGAGUCUGGGAGGGCUGGAGGUCAGGCAGUCAGCAGGAGAGGAGGAAGAGGAGGGGGAUGGAGAGAUCAUGGAGAAUGCCUGUGUGAUUUGCCUGUCCCGGCCCCGCGACUGCGUGCUCCUCAACUGCGGACAUGUCUGCUGCUGCUUCAUGUGCUACCAGGCACUGCCCUCCCCAAACUGCCCCAUCUGCCGGAGCGCUGUGUCCAGGGUGGUGCCUCUCUACCAGGCCUGACCCCGGUCUAUGUACACACAGUGUAUUUUAUUAAUUAAUAUUAUUCGUGAAGUGCCUUUUUUGUCAAUGAAGUGUGAGUUGUGUGGCCGAGGUGACUGGCAGUGGGGUUGGGUACUGUAAGAAGCUGCAUCUUCAUCGUAAGUGUGAAACAUCAAUUCCGUGGCUUAGGGGCUCAGCACACUAUGGUUUUGCCUUCCCUCGGGCAGAGACUCUGCUCUGGAGCCACUGCUCCUCCCAUUGGGCUGUGAGAUCAGAACUCUGCUCACAGCUCUGAAGUACGCUUGGGCAUGACGGUGGUCAUUCCAUUAGCUUUAAUGGGAGCAUUGUCUGUCACAGUAUGCAGUACAGAGUAGGAUUAAAGUAGCUGACAUGCUUUUUCAUGGCAGAGAGCAUUAAUAAUAAAACUGAAAGUGCCUUUUGACUUGGUGGAGCUGAAAGCCCGGCAUCGGCCACAAGACCCCUCAGCUCUGCAGUUUGGACAGCCCCACAGUGACAUGCUGUGUGCACGGAGGAGAGCAGGAGUGACAUUGUAACAGUUGAUCCUGACAUCUCAGCUCCAACCCAAUGCCAUACUGCGCAGUAAACUUUUGCCCACCAGAUGUCACUGUGUGCCUCUACCAGGCCCUCUGUGUUCAGGGGUUUCACUUCAUGUCUUUACGAAUAAUUCAAACACGGGGGAGUGGUUACUUCAAUCUGGUGUAUUCUGCUGUAAAAUAAAAGGUAUCUUGAA
Messenger RNA from Polyodon spathula (Mississippi paddlefish), 2194 nucleotides. It is a transcript of the gene mul2, whose product is annotated as mitochondrial E3 ubiquitin protein ligase 1a. The record is from RefSeq and is a predicted model, not a curated record. Gene Ontology annotation, molecular function: ubiquitin-protein transferase activity. Gene Ontology annotation, biological process: organelle organization; protein ubiquitination. The coding region runs from base 379 to 1464 and encodes 361 amino acids. NCBI's taxonomy places the organism in Eukaryota, Metazoa, Chordata, Actinopteri, Acipenseriformes, Polyodontidae. The transcript is spliced from 5 exons.